Messenger RNA from Agrilus planipennis (emerald ash borer), 1253 nucleotides. RefSeq lists its product as uncharacterized. The transcript has a single exon. The coding region runs from base 573 to 1253 and encodes 226 amino acids. Lineage: Eukaryota; Metazoa; Arthropoda; Insecta; Coleoptera; Buprestidae. The record is from RefSeq and is a predicted model, not a curated record.
GAAGGUUUACUUAAAGAUGUACUUAUCUAUAAAAAUAAUACUAUUGUUGAAUUAUUGUGUAUUUAUAGGAGAAAAAGACCCACCAGUUGAGCAAUAAAAAUUACGGCGUUUAAUACCACAGCUCCCAGUUUUCUCGGGCCAAAACCGAGCAACCUUAAGAAGCCUGAAAAAACAUGCUCUUUUUCGCCAGUUUCUUCAUUUCCUUCUUUGAUCAUCUUUGAAACAAAAGCUUUACUGACCAUGUUUGUUAUACUUUUUGAAUGUUGCUCAAAAUCCAAAUAUUUUCCAGCCAUUUGCAAACCUUCCUUCAAUCUUUGAAAAACACUGUUAGCAUUAUUUAACGCAACUAAACACAGCAUAACGCACACAAUCCACGUUGACUUCAUUUUGUCUGAAGCCGUUCUAAAGAGAACAAUUUCAUAAAAUAAAACCAACGCAUGGGAUACCAUGCAAAACAAAAAGGUCGAUUUGGGACAACUUUAACGGUUAGUUAAGAACAAUAUUAUCUUAAAAUCUAUUGUCACAUUUAUGUGUUUCCCUUGAACUUCAUCAUAGUGGUAGUAUCAACUAAAAUGCGUCAACCGUUAGCUGGCUUUUAUCUUUCACUAUGCUUUUCGUUAAAAUUAUUUUUUAGUUCUGGCCAACAAAUCCUAACGAGUUUAUCAGAUCUGACAGCCCUUAGCGAAUUACCCUUGGAAAAACUGUUAGAAAUACAGAAACAUUUGGCACCAAAAUCAUCAGAAGAAAAUGUACAAGAAAUACAAAGCAUUGCAGAAAAGAGAGAGGAUAUCUCCCCGGAAGCAUUACCCCUGCACGCCGAAGAAAAGUAUCACGGACGUGAAGGACCGUAUGACGAAUAUUAUCAUCCUAAAAAAGAAGAUAAAAAGGAUAUCCAAUCCAUUCUUCAGUUAAGUGUAACAACAUUAUCUUUUCUGGCUUUCGGUGGUUACUUGUUGUGUCUAAUUGUUCAAGCAAUUAAAGCCAAAAAUAAUUAUUACUACAUCCCUUCAACCACUACAACUACGACAACUACUACAACAACUACAACAGCAGCGCCAAUGAAUGUCCCUGAUACAAGAAGACCUAUUAUUAGAAGACCUUACAAAAAGAGACCAAGGGAUUCAUUGAGAAGAAACAAACGGGAAAUCCUAAUGAACGAAUUCGAAACAGAAAAAAUAUACAACGGACUUCUUACACUCGCAGAAGGGUAUGCUAAGUUUCACACUGUUAAGUUACACGCAAAUAAAUUCUAA